CGACAAAACGCCUCGCAACACUCCCAAUCCCCUCCUAAACCGCCUAAACCGCCUCCAGCCAAAAUGUCCAACCGCCAGCUCGCCCGCGACAUGCAAGUCGAGUUCCAGGCGCGCUUCCAGGCCAAACAGGCCCGGCGCGAGGCCCAAAAGGCCGCCAAGCAGGACCCCGUCCUCAAGAAGCAGAUCCAGGACCUGCUGAAGAAGGGCGAGACGCAAAAGGCGUACCAAAAGGCCAAGAUGCUGCUGUCCAAGCAGGCGCUGGCGCAGCAGAUGGACCAGAUGGCCGACAUGGCCGAGCUGUCGGCGGCGCAGAUCCAGGCCAACAACUCGAUGAACCGCAUGACGCACAUGAUGGCCUCGUCGUCGCGGACGAUGAACCUGGCGCAGAAGAAUACGAAUCCGGAAAAGACCCUCGUUACCCUGGAGCAGUUCAAGCAGCAAAACGAGGAAUACGCCAUGACCAACGGCAUCUACCAGGACGCCAUCACGCAGUCCACCUCCGUCCAGGUCGGCGAGGACGCCGUCCACGAGCUGCUGGGCAAACUGGCCGACGAUGCUGGCCUGGAAGUCAGCUUCGAGCUCAACAAGGCCACGCCUGCGACGGCCGAGCCCCAGACCGCGGAGCCGACGGCCGAGGAGGAGGACAAGCUGCAGCAGAGACUGAGGGCUUUGCGGGCUUAGAUUUGCAGGAGUGAAUUUCAUAGCGGACUAUCUUUUUGAUUUUUUGUGCUUGCUGCGUUACUCCCUGGGUUGAUAUGCAUGUGUAUGAAUCAACCGGGAUAUUGAUUUGAUUUGCUAGGUUUCUUCUUUGUUUGGGACAUGAGGGCUUUUAUCGUUCAUCGGCGUUCUGAGAGGGCAAAUGCACAAGGGCUGGGUUUUUGACUGAUAAUGAUUGACUGGAUCAAGAACUGUUGAAUUGCUACCAUUAUUAGAGCUGCAGCUUUUACUUAUUGAUUCCUGCUGCAGCGAUAGCCUGACGCGAGGUCCUGGUGGAGCUUCUAUACAUAUCUUGCUACACACAUACAAGUAUUUACAUCUAUAUAUUUUACAACUGAUUCUCU
Molecule: messenger RNA, 1061 nt
Organism: Trichoderma atroviride IMI 206040
Lineage: Eukaryota; Fungi; Ascomycota; Sordariomycetes; Hypocreales; Hypocreaceae
Biological process (GO): protein transport; late endosome to vacuole transport; endosome transport via multivesicular body sorting pathway
Cellular component (GO): multivesicular body; ESCRT III complex
Source: RefSeq, a predicted model, not a curated record